Molecule: messenger RNA, 1025 nt
Organism: Nicrophorus vespilloides
Lineage: Eukaryota; Metazoa; Arthropoda; Insecta; Coleoptera; Silphidae
Product: peptidyl-prolyl cis-trans isomerase-like
Exons: 2
Coding region: 22-636 (204 amino acids)
Biological process (GO): protein folding; protein peptidyl-prolyl isomerization
Cellular component (GO): intracellular membrane-bounded organelle
Molecular function (GO): peptidyl-prolyl cis-trans isomerase activity
Source: RefSeq, a predicted model, not a curated record
AGUGUUGUCAUUUCCGUAGUCAUGGCACUCUUCGCUCUUUACCGUAAGGCAGGCUCUCUCACUUUCCAGACCGCAUUCAGUUGUGGAUCCACGUUAAGUGCACAGUCGAGUGUUUCUCUGAUCCGUCAAUUCUCCAAAAAUAUGGGUUUGCCAAAGGUGUUUUUCGAUAUGACCGCCGAUAAUCAGUCGGUGGGCAGGAUCGUCAUCGAGCUGAGGUCCGACGUCGUCCCAAAGACUGCCGAGAACUUCCGCGCCUUGUGCACCGGCGAGAAGGGCUACGGCUACAAGGGAUCCACCUUCCACCGUGUCAUCCCCAACUUCAUGUGCCAAGGAGGAGACUUCACCAACCACAACGGCACCGGCGGAAAGUCCAUCUACGGCAACAAAUUCGAGGAUGAGAACUUCACGCUGAAGCACACCGGUCCCGGUGUCAUGUCCAUGGCCAACGCUGGCCCAGACACCAACGGCUCCCAGUUCUUCAUCACUACUGUCAAGACUACCUGGUUGGACAACAAGCACGUCGUCUUCGGUGCCGUCGUUGAGGGCAUGGACGUCGUCAAGAAGAUCGAGGGCUGGGGCACGCAGUCCGGCAAGACCUCCAAAAAGAUCGUCGUCUCCAACUGUGGACAACUUUAAGCAACAAACUACAAUUCUUUCGUACAUCUUUCUUUAAACAAAAACAACAAAAGAAAAAAAACUUCUUGUUUUUUUAAUUUACCUACAUACUUAUAAAACAACAACAAACAAAAAAACGCCGGUACACCCACACUAAUUACAUCCCAAAAAAUGCUACAAUUUAAAACAAAAAUAAUAUGUAAGAAAUGCAAUCAAUCAUUCCUCUGUAACUACUUCGGUGUAUCGUUUUUUUCCAGUAGAAAUGUGAUUACGUUAAGUAAAAAAGAAAAAUUACAAAAAUGAACAAAAAAAAAUAUUUGGCGCUAUUUUAUUUAGUUUGUAGCCUAAGAUCUGCAUUUAUAAUGUUUCUAUUCUCAUGUGGUAUUUCAAAUAAACCAUAUGAUACUACA